CUGUCAUCGAUGCCGAGGCGUCGCUUUGGAGCACGUCUCCACACCUCUGGCGAAUCGCGCUAAAAACUCUAUGGUCAAGGGAGCAGCCAAUGCCUUCACACUUGGGCAGACCCAAAGGCCCCUCAUACGAUACCAUGUCUAGAGCAGUCGGAGCGUGUCUGGGGCGGUCAAUGCAUCGAUAUUAUGAGUGGCAGAAUGAUAAUGGAGAUUUGAGCACCGUGAUCCUUUCUUGACCAUAGAACACCUUGUCGCUGCAAUUCGUGUUAUGAUUCUCGACAGUUUGUUGAACAUUUUUCUGGCCUGAUAGACACAUCCUACAGCUUGGGGCCUCUCAUUGAUUGUCUCCAAUGGCAUAUUUGCGCUUCACGCCCUUUCCUGAUCUCUGCUCCUCCCUUCAGCAGAAGGAGCCACAAGUCCGGUCUGAACAGCAAUGGCGGACCAGCAUUCCAAGCGUAGCACACGAUCAACUCGUGGUAGCCUGGGGACUGCUCUUGCAAGCAUAUACCGGCGAGGAUGAACCUGCUUUUCUCUUGGAUAAGGAAGCAGUCACUGUAAAUGCAGCUAAUCUGGUAUAUAUUCGCCGUGAUGAAGAGAUUCUAGACAAUGAAUCUACAAGGCAUACUGGCCUGUUUUUUAAUCUGUCGCCUGCACCGUGCCACCUUGCGUUGCAAUUAGAAUAUGAUGUCGAGCGGUCCACUGGCCGCCUUACGAGCUCUGGUCUUCUGUCUCCAAAUUGUUUGGCACAGGUUGGCCAGCAAUUGACGGCAAUAAUGCGCUCCCUAAUUACGAAGGAGAAUGAUACGACCUACUCUUAUCCUACCGACUGCGGCGAACCACUCUCAAUUCUCAAUAAACAUCCCCGCUUAUUUAACGGCCCGAACAUGCUUCAUCGGUUGCUCGAGAAGCACUCAGAAAAAGAAGACUGUGCAAUUGACUUCCUGGAGGCGGAUGGGUCUCAUAGGACUUAUUCAUAUGCCGCUGUGGAAAAACACUCCAAUAAUAUUGCACUUAAGCUUCGCACACUCCUUUUCAGCGGCGAUAAUGCUUCCAAACAGCAUAUUAUACCGAUACUUAUUCCUCAGUCCCCCGAGCUUUACAUUUCAAUCAUUGGAAUUCUCAAGGCUGGCGCCGCAUUUUGCCCGUUAAACCUUGACGCUCCGCAAGAUCGGCUCCAAUUCAUUUGUAAAGAUGUUUGUGCAAAAGUCCUCGUCACAACUCAAGCGUGUGAGAAACGACUAAGCUGGCCUGGCUGCCCACAAACUGUAAAUAUUGACUUAAUUACGGAACCUGCGUUCGAGGAAAGAGAAGGGGAAAAACGGGUCGCAGAAUGUAUCGACUUACACCAGGCUGGCCUGGCAUAUGUAAUGUAUACUUCUGGAAGCACAGGGGCUCCUAAAGGUGUUGGGGUCUCCCAUGCCGCGGCGAGUCAAGCGUUAUUAGCGCAUGAUCGUCAUAUACCGUCAUUUAAUCGUUUUCUUCAGUUUGCUGCCCCUACGUUCGACGUCUUCGUAUUUGAAACAUUCUUUCCUCUGUAUAGAGGUAGUGUCCUAACUACGUGUCGUCGGGAUCAGCUUCUAAGGGACCUACCCGACACCAUGAGUAGGUUGCAGGUUGAUGCGGCAGAGUUGACGCCGACAGUCGUAAGCGGACUAUUGCGGACGAGGGAUGCUGUCCCAACACUCAAGGUGCUGCUUACGAUUGGCGAAGCUCUGCCACGGGGAAUAAUCGAUGAGUUUGGCGGAUCUUCAAGCCAGCAAUCAAUACUAUACGCAAUGUACGGACCUACUGAGGCCGCCAUUCAUUGCACCUUGGUACCUCGAAUGUUAUCAAGUAGCAAGGCUGGUACAAUUGGCGUUCCGCUGGAUACUGUAUCUGCUCUUAUUAUACCACCACACCGUCCAGGGGCUUCCAGCCCGGACGAUGUUCAGGCCUUGCCUCAAGGUUUCGUCGGUGAGCUUGCCGUUGGUGGAAAUCAACUCGCAGACGGUUAUCUCAAUCGACCAAAUAAGACAAAGGAAGCUUUCAUUGAUACCAGGCAUUACGGUCGGAUCUACCGUACCGGGGACAAAGCAAGGUUGCUCGCAGAUGGCUGCAUUGAGUUCCUUGGAAGGAUAUCCUCCGGCCAAAUCAAGCUUAGGGGCCAAAGAGUGGAACUAGGGGAGAUCGAAGAAGCCGCUACACAGACAAUAGGUGUAAGGUUAUCCGUUGCCUUAGUGAUCCACGGAAAACUUGUGGUUUUCUGCGUCGCUGAUGACAAUCGAGUCACGUCGAAUGAUGUAUUGAGUACUUGUCGAAGCUGGCUUCCAGCAUUCAUGGUGCCUGCUGACAUCGUCGUGACAAAUGAAAUUCCAAGGCUAGCAUCAGGCAAGGUUGACAGGAAAGCGCUGGAACGCGACUACCAAGAGUCUCAGCCUUCGGGCACCCUUCCGGGUGAUGAGGAGCUGGAUGAGAUCGAGCAAAAGAUAUUGGAAACCGUCCAAGGCAUUUUAGGUUCCAGGAUUUCGAAAUCUGCAAGUCUUGUCUCAGUUGGACUUGAUUCGUUACUUGCAAUAAAGUUGGCUUCACAACUUCGUCCUCUAGGAUUUGACAUCAGUGCUGUUGAUCUAUUAGCCCUCAAUUCCGUUGAGAGAAUUCGCACCCGCUGCAGUCCAUCUGAGAAAGAUUUUGUGGUCGACAGUAAGCAAAAGAACGCUGAGCAUAUCUGGCAGGAGCGAUGCGCUCAAACACGGCACGCCAUCGAAGAUGCUUUAGGCACAACAACUACGAUCGCUGAUAUUGAAGGUACAAUGCCUUGUACUCCUUUGCAGGUUGCCAUGCUCUCUGAGACUGCAAGGAACCCCAAAGCAUACUGCAAUUGGAUCGAGCUUCAAGUGCGUUCAGAUGUUUCUAUUCCACAGAUCAAAGAAGCCUUUCAAGCUGUCGCGAAGAACAAUACAAUUUUAAGAUCCGGAUUUAUCAGUGCUCCCACUAGUACGGGGCCUUAUGUGCAAGUUAUUUGGCGAGAUCUUUCAGAUACGCAAUUUCGACAGACUGAAAAGUUCAGCUAUGGAUUUAGCUUAGACGGGAUGAACGCCUAUCUGCGGCCUUUGCGCGUUCAAAUUGGUUUCAUUGAUGGCGAAUUGCGCAUCCUAGCCCACAUUCAUCAUGCUCUUUAUGACGGCUGGUCCUGGGAGCACCUUUUGAACGACAUAGGAGACCUGAUUAAGGGGAAGCCCCUCGUCGAACGUCCGCAAUUUCAAGAAGUCGUUAAAUAUAAUAUGAAGUUCAUCGAGGGGCUCUCGUUUUCUGAAAGUAAAGCGUUUUGGCAAGCACGACUUGCUGAUAUUACACCUUCGUUACUACCGAAUCUCAGUGGCCGCGAGCCCGCACCUCCCAGCUUUGAUAUUCAGCACUGGAGAAUGGAGACAAGCCCUGCCAAGCUGGCAAGCUUCUCUAGAAAGCUUGGGGUCGGCCUACAGACUUGUUUCCAAGGUGCCCUGGCUUAUAUCCUAAGCCGCUACAUUGGGACAUCGGAAGUCAUAGUAGGCAACGUAUUUUCUGGUCGUACCUUGCCUAUCACUGGUGUUGAAGAAAUCAUGGGUCCGUGUAUCUCUACCUUGCCGGUGCCAACUUCUGUACUUGCAUCACAAACUAUUGCGGAAUACUUACAAAAUCUCCACCACAAAAAUCGGGAAAUGCUCGAAUUCUCAACAUUCCCCCUUGGUGAGAUCAAGAAAUGCUCGAAAAUGGAACCUGGUCAGCCACUUUUCGACGUAUUAUUCGUAUGGCAACAAACGCUACAAAGCGAAGAUGAUUCCCGAAUAUUUCGCCAAAUAAAUUCUAGGGAUUUUCUGGAGUUCAACCUUACUUUGGAAGUUGAGCCUUCCCCGGAUCAAAUCCGAGCAAAGGCAACUUUUAAUGAGUCUAUAAUUCCUCAAGCCCAUGUUGAAAUUCUUCUGCGGCAGCUAGAUCAACUUGUUUCUGCUUUCAUCGACCGAUCGAUCGAAAGGGUUUCCUGUUUGGACUCUUGCUUUGACCAGCAUGCGCUAUCCAUCCAGAGCAUCAGCGAUGAUGUCCAUGAUCCGCCAAGCCCAUCAACCCUUUUUGAGGCAACAGUGCAGCGAGCACCUGGAAAUAUUGCAAUCACAAUCGCUAAUUCUAUCACUGGCAUCGAAGUCGAAUAUCAAUCCUUAACAUACCUCGAGCUGGAUCAGCGCGCAAACCAGCUUGCUCAUUUCUUGUUAGCAAAUUCAGUACAGCCGGACGAUCUCGUCUGCAUUUGUAUGGAGAAAUCGUUGGAAUUAUACACCUCAAUAUUAGCGGUGAUCAAAUCAGGUGCGGCAUAUUUGCCGUUAACGCCCGAGACUCCAAGAGAUAGAUUCAAGCAUAUCCUGGAAACCGCGAAAGUAAAGCUCUGCCUCGCGAGAUCUUCCUCGAGGACCACGUUGGAAAUUCCAGAAUCCGUCGUUGGUAUCAAUGUUGACGAGACAGACUUCGGUGCUUUUUCUUCCAAAAACCCUGUGUCGCCGUGCAAUGACUCGAAUAUUGCGUAUGCAGUUUUCACCUCCGGAAGUACAGGAACGCCUAAAGGUGUUCUGGUGACACGAAAAAAUCUUUCAACCAACCUUGAGGUCUUGAUGACGGAGUACCCACACCCCUUGGGUUCACGAUUAUUACAAGCUUGCUCUCAAGCUUUUGAUGUUUCUGUUUUCGAGAUCUUCUUUACAUGGUCCACGGGCAUGACCCUUUGCUCUGCUACCAACGAUGUUUUAUUCCGUGAUAUCGAACAUGCAAUCCGGAAAAUGGGAAUUACUCACCUGAGUCUAACGCCGACGGUGGCGGGGCUCAUAGACCCACGUAACGUUCCCAAUGUCAAAUUUCUCGUCUGCGCUGGUGAAAGCAUGACUUCGAAAGUUUUCCGCAGCUGGGCUGGCAGAGGACUUUAUCAAGCCUAUGGGCCGAGCGAGACAACCAAUGUUUGCACACUCAAGUCCAGGGUACUUCCGUCUGAUGCCAUUAAUAAUAUCGGUCAAGCUUUGCGUAACACCUCCGCUCUCGUUAUUCGAGGCGAUAGUCCGAACAUAUCACCCGUUCCCAGAGGUAGUUUGGGUGAGUUUUGUUUCGGUGGGGACCAAGUUUGUCGAGGAUACCUCAACAUGCCUGCAAUGAACUCUGAGAAGUUUUUCUCGCACCCGGAGCUCGGCAAACUAUAUCGAACCGGAGACUACGGGCGGAUGCUGCAUGAUGGUUCUUUGGUGUUCGUAGGCCGAGCCGAUGAGCAGGUCAAACUGCGGGGGCAGCGAAUUGAGCUUGGGGAAAUUAAUAAUUGUUUGCUUCAAGCCUCGUGUCUGGAGAAUUGUAUCACGAUGCUCGUGGAAUCUCACACAACCCGCGCCGCGCAGCUAGUAUCGUUCUGGAUCCCAUCAGGCAGCGCCAAUUCUGAAACGAGAAUCUUAUCUGUUGACGAAGGCAUAAAGGUCCACAUCGGGGAGCUAAAUGAUCGUCUCAAAUUGACCCUCCCUGCAUAUAUGCAACCUGCAUUUUUGAUCCCAAUUACACAAAUCCCUCGGACCAGUCAAGGGAAGGUCGACACACGCCGGCUACAGUCCAUCUUUGAUGGUCUGGGAAACGAAUAUCUCGAUUCGGCGUGUCAGCAGCAAGAUGAGAGUGAGUCAGGAACUGCAUGGUCAGAUCUUGAUCUGAAAAUUCUAGAGGCAGUUUCGCAGGUUGUUGGUGUCUCUGCCUCAGCUAUUCGGCGUCAUACCUCAUUAUUCAGUCUUGGACUUGACUCUAUCUCAGCUAUUGCUCUUGUGGGACGCUUGAGAGAGUCCCUUUCCUGUCAGCUUGACGUCUCAGCUAUUUUGAAAAAGCCCACAAUUGCCUCACUAGCCGGCGAAGUCAUUAAGCUCCGCCAAGAAAGCAAAGAAGCUAAAACAGUCUCGACUGAUCCUCAGAUUUACUUUGAUCGAAGCUUUUUGGACGAUACUGUGAGUAUAUUCGAAGGAAAUGGGAAGAGUGUUAGAAAAAUACUUCCGUGCACUCCCCUGCAAGAUGCAAUGCUUUCGGCUGCCAUUGCUCGCGGCAACAAGGCUUACUUUAACCAUUCUGUCAUUGAAAUAAAUGGUGACAUGGAGAGGCUUAGAAAGGGCUGGGAGAUGAUGGUGAAGAGGCACGAUAUCCUUCGGACUUGUUUUGUAUCCAGCAAUAGUCGGGUUUCUGCUUUUGCUCAAGUUAUUUUGGAUCAAUGUGAUACUCCUUGGAGGGUGAUUGAGGCUUCACCGGACUCGCUUGGAGUUGCAAUUGACGCUCGCAAGGCUGAAAUAACAACGUUCAUGGACAAAAAUGCGCCGCCAUUUGCUUUAUCUGUCUUCAGAACAUCUCAGGGGAUACAUUUGCUUCUAUCGAUGCAUCAUGCACUUUACGAUGGUCGCGCUUUGUCAUUGUUGUUUGAGGAAGUCGAGCAUGCUUAUCUCGGACUGGAGUUGAUGCCCACUGUUCCUUUCGAAUCUUUCCUCGAAUAUUCGGCUGGAAUGGAGAAAGAUGAGGCUGAUGCAUUCUGGGAACGGCAACUGAAAGAUUUCACACCAACUUCUUUCCCUGAUCUCACAGGUAAGUCUGCUCGGGAAAGGAGAACGCUUACUGGAAGCAGUGUCGCAAGAAUGGUCUCAGCUUUGCCGCUUAGCAAGAUACAGAACGAAUGUAGACUGCUUUCAACAACUUUGCUUGCCGUGGGUCAGGCCGCCUGGGCCAAACUCUUGUCUGUUUAUCUGGGAGAAGAGGAUAUCUGCUUCGGCAAUAUUGUAAGCGGCAGAACGAUUCCCCUCGAUGGCGUUGAUCGCAUUGUGGCGCCUUGUUUCAACACACUGCCAGUCAGGGUUGCAGUGACCCAAAGUCCAACAAAUAGAGAUCUGGCACAGAAAUUGCAUGCGAUAAAUACCUCUGCCCUCCAAUACCAAUUUACUCCGCUCAGACGCAUUCAAGCCAAGCAUGGCGAGAGCGGGACGCAUCUUUUCGAUACAUUAUUCCUGUUACAGCAACCCCAAUCAGGUCUCGACCACAGCAUAUGGGCUUUAGAGGACGACACUGGAGACAUGGACUUCCCUGUUGUCUGUGAGCUGAUACCGAAUACUGCGGAGAACACUCUUCAAUUUUCAUUAUAUUACUAUCAUUCCAUUAUGGAUGACCAAGAUGCAUACCGGAUCCUGCGUUCGUUAGACGUCUCACUUUCAACCUCUUUCGAUCAACCUUCAACUGCUCCACUCGAUUUUAGUAUGUUCUCCCAUGACCUUCUUUCAUCGAGCAACACGGACUUCAAAACUCUCAAUCCAUUAAACGGAGAUGUCAUAACAAAAUCUUUUGAGAGGAAUGUGGCGUUAUCUCCGAAUGAGCUUGCGCUAGAUUUUCUGGGGGCGGAUGGGCAACGGACAAUCUGGACUUUCGACCAGUUGAAUAGAUACGCCAACCGCAUUGCGAACACUUUAAUCGCACGGGGUACGAGUUCAGAAGAGGCAACACCAAUUUGUCUUCGGAAAAGUCCCCAGUUCUAUGCGAGCGUGCUGGGUGUCCUAAAAGCUGGUGCUGCUUUCACACCGAUUGAUCCUCAAGCGCCAAGCGAGCGAAAAGCGUUCAUUCUCCAGGAACUUGGUGCGCGAACCAUACUUUCAAGCAGCGAAAUUGACCUCUCGUGGUGCGACGUUUCCGUUGUUGACGUCGACAUUGUCAUGAGAUCCGACGGCUGUGCUACAAAUCCAAACAUCCCAUACAGCCCUUCGAGCCUGGCGUAUAGACUCUACACCUCUGGUUCGACCGGACAGCCGAAAGCGGUCAGCGUAGAGCAUAGAAACGCCAUCCAAACAAUUGAGAGCUCAAGAUCGGCUCUACCAUGGGAAAGAGGCUUACGUUUUCUUCAGUUUGCGGCCAUUACCUUCGAUAUGUGCUACUAUGAUUGCUUUUUGGCUUGGAAUUUUGGGCUAGCAUUGUGUGCAGCUCCCCAAUCAACGCUGCUGAAUGACCUUGCCUCUGUUAUUAAUCGUCUGAAUGUUGACAUGCUCGACUUGACACCCACUGUGGCCUCCACUUUAGCACGAUCGGCUGUCCCGUCGGUAAAAUGUCUUUACUGCAUCGGUGAAGCUAUGCCUCAGAAACUGGCCGACGAAUGGGAUGGCUUAUGUUUGAAUUCUUACGGUCCAACCGAGGCUGCUAUGUGCUGCACAGUAUAUAGAGUUCAACCAGACAUCAAAUCCUCCGUUAUCGGCAUUCCUUUUCCAACUACGUCGUUCACGGUAAUUUCUCGUAUCAGCGGCUGUACCGUGCCAACGUACGGAAUUGGAGAAUUACUCAUCGGAGGAGGCCAAGUAGCUCGCAACUACCAUGCAAACAAAAAAUUGACCAAGGCCCAGUUCAUCAUUGGUAAAGAUGGACAAAGAAAAUACAAAAGCGGGGAUCUUGUGAGAAUGCUCGGUAACGGGCUUUUUGAAUUUAUUGGGCGCGCCGAUGAUCAGGUCAAAAUACGUGGGCAGAGGGUGGAGCUUGAUGAGAUCAAUGCCGUAAUUAAGGCUGGAGUUGAUGGAAUUAGGGACGUUUCGACGCAGGUAUUGAAACAAUCAACAAACACAAAGGAGCAACUAGUCAGUUUUCUUGCGACUGGCUCGUCUUUCGACAUCGAUAGGGCCCCUACAGUCAAGGAUUGCGCUCGCAAAGCGGCAUCUCGGAAGUUACCAAGCUACAUGGUACCUACUAUCUUCGUUGUACUAGACAAUAUCCCUCUUUCCGCAGCAGGCAAGGUUAACAAGCGUGCACUGCUUGAAACUUUUCAAAAGGAACAAGAGAGCAGCCUUGAUACCCAACAAGCAUCCGAUGCAAAUGCUCCGGAAUCCCAUGACUGGUCUCCUGAAGAACAACAGGUCCGUUCCAUCCUGUCCACGCUGUCAGGAUUACAGAAGCAACAGAUGAGACGGGAUACAACCAUCUAUCAAUUGGGCUUAGAUAGCAUCAGUGCUGUUCAGAUUGCGUCUUCUCUUCGAGACCGUGGCUACCAGGCUAGUGUUGGCGACAUUUUGAAGGGCCCGUCAAUUGAGCAAAUUUCCACCACAUUGAGAGCUGACGCAAGCAAAGUUGACUUGCCGAUUUUCAAUUUUGAACGUUUCGAAAAGGAAAAUGGCCAAAGUGUUCGCGCCACUCUAGGGAACCGUCAAGUUGAGCUAGAAGCGAUACGGCCUUGCACGCCUAUACAAUCUGGAAUGAUUGCCCAGUUCAUCCAUUCUCAAGGACAUAUGUACUUCAACCACCUUGUCUUGGAGUUUGAUAGCAGCAUCGACACCAACAGAGUCCUUGAGGCUUGGCAAGCGGCUGCGGUGAAAUUUGAAAUACUUCGCACCGGUUUUGUCAAGACUUCUGACAGACAAUAUCCGUUUGCAAUGGUGACCUACAAAGCAGCAGCCUUGCCGGUCCUGUGUGGUGAUUUGGGAACUUCCUCUUCUCCACUUGCCACCCUGCGAAGACAGAGACAGGAUAUCGGAAGACGAGUCCUUGAUAAUUUGCAUCUGCCACCAUGGCACUUGACCACGGUGCGCACACAAGAGGGGAAGCUUACGCUCCAACUUUCCGCGCAUCAUGCUUUAUAUGAUGCACACUCUCUCAACAUCAUCCUCAACGACAUUCAAAGUUACUACCAUACAGGCAAUAUGCGAUCGACCCCUUCGUUGAACCCUGUUCUUGGUGCAAUUUUAGCGGCAAAUGAGGAUGAUACUGAGCAGGAAAUCUUUUGGCGUGGAAUGAGUAAUCGUGUCGCCGUCAGCAAGUUUCCAAAUUUGACGCCUUUGCGGGUCAGUGCAAACAGCAGUCCAGUUCUGACAAAGGUCUGUUCAGAGUUGCGCACCAAACUUGAGUAUAAGUGCAGGACCUUGGGCAUCACCCUUCAAGCGGCUGGGCAAGCUGCUUGGGCGCGGGUUCUGUCGGCUUAUACUGGGGAAUUUGUUGUGACCUUUGGAUCAGUCUUUUCUGGAAGGACGUUGGGUAGGGAUGCUGAACUGGCCGUAUUUCCCUGCAUAUCUACGCUGCCCAUCCCUGUACAGGCUACAGGAAGCAACCUUGACUUGCUGCGCCAAGUCAUGGAGACAAACGCCAGGUUGAUACAGCAUCAAUUCACGCCCCUUCCAAAAAUCCAGCAUUGGACUGGCAAUCCAUCUCGAACUCUUUUUGAUACUCUUUUUGUAUAUCAGAAGAUUAGUGAAAAGAGGCAAAUAGCCGACUUUGGAUCCGUUGUUGACGAACAGGCUUCAGUAGACUAUGCCAUCUCGAUCGAAAUGGAGCCUCUAGGUGCCGAAGAUGUUGAGUUUCGGAUCACAUUCAAGGAAGAUUUGAUCCCCCCUAAGCAAGCCUCAAUCUUGUUAGAUCAGCUUCACGCAGUGCUUCUGGACACGCUCAAUUCUCCUCACAACGACUGCAGCGAUAUGACAAAUUUAAACCCCGCCCUCCUAUCUGUCGUUCCUCCAAAGCAACCAACUCUCUCCUCUGAGGUUGAAUUACUCCAUCAGUUUGUUGAGCUGCAUGCUCUCAGGACGCCGGGCAAGGUAGCCUUCGAGUUCGCAACAGAUCUCCAUAGUGGGAAUACGGUGAAAAGACAAUGGACAUACCAGCAGCUUGAUGAAGAAGGAAAUAGAGUAGCGCAUCUGAUACAAAAAUAUGGCGCUUCUCCUGGUGAUCUUGUUGGCAUUUGUUUUGACAAAUGUCCGGAGGCUUCUUUCGCUAUCCUCGGUAUCAUGAAAGCUGGCUGUGCUUAUGUUGCUUUAGACCCGAGCGCGCCAAUUGCACGAAAAGGCUUUAUCAUUAAGGAUUCUCAGGCUAGACUUAUAGUCACGACUACUGAUCUGACGCAUGAACUGAGGGAGAACGUGGAGGUUCCGGUACUGUCUCUUGAUGGCGCAGAAAAUGCCUCGGGAAUGCCAUCGAGACCGCCAACUUUGAGCAGGCAAAUUUGCGCGUCUGAUGCUUGCUAUUGCCUUUACACAUCUGGAACAACUGGUACGCCCAAAGGCUGCGAGCUCACUCACGAAAAUGCCGUCCAAGCUAUGCUGGCUUUCCGCAUCUUGUUCUACCCACAUUGGGACGAGCAGUCGCGCUGGCUCCAAUUUGCAUCUUUCCAUUUUGAUGUUAGCGUUCUUGAGCAGUUCUGGAGUUGGAGUGUUGGUAUUUGCGUGUGCUCGGCUCCCCGUGAACUCAUUUUCGAAGACAUAGCUGGCGCUAUCCGUGAACUCGAAGUGACGCAUAUUGACCUUACUCCUAGCUUAGCAAGGAUAUUGCAUCCCGAUGAUGUUCCUUCAUUAUGCAGGGGCGUCUUCAUCACUGGUGGUGAACAACUUAAACAAGAGAUCCUAGAUGCCUGGGGUCCUAAGCAAGUGAUCUACAAUGGAUACGGCCCUACGGAGGCGACCAUAGGAGUCACAAUGUAUCCAAGAGUGCCCGAAAAUGGGAAACCUUCAAAUAUUGGAAAGCAGUUCGAAAACGUGGGCUCCUAUGUGUUUCGACCCGGAAGUACAAUGCCCGUGCUACGCGGUGCCGUGGGUGAGCUGUGCGUUUCCGGAAAGCUUGUUGGUCGAGGUUAUCUGAAUCGACCAGAGCUCACUCGCGAUCGAUUUCAAUACCUCGAACAAUUUUCUGAGAGAGUAUAUCGCACUGGAGACUUGGUGAGGACCUUACAUGACGAAACUUUCGACUUUCUUGGGAGAUCCGAUGACCAAGUCAAGCUCCGUGGUCAACGUUUGGAGAUAGGUGAGAUCAACGACGUGAUAAAAAGAGCGAGCGAUAGUAUCGAAGAAGUUGCCACACUCGUGGUUCGGCACCCGCAGCAGCAGAAGGAGCAGCUAGUAUCAUUUGUUGUUUCCAAGGAUUGGAAAAGGACCAAUAGCAAAGACCGCAAUCCUUUGUUUGUUUCAGGGUUUAGCAAGGAAAUGGGUUCCAUUUUCAACGCUUGCAAAGCAAAACUACCCGGUUACAUGAUUCCGACUCACUUUCUUCCUUUGACCUCCAUUCCUCUUUCCCCCAACAACAAAGCUGAUGCACGAAGGCUCAAAGAUAUCUAUUGUGAGCUCUCUAUUUCGGAGCUACAAAAUCUCACUACCGCCGGCAGCGAGGAUGAAGAGCAGCUCGUGGGUGAAGAAGAAAUAAUAGCUCAGAUAUUAUUACAGAGGACCGGUCUUGAGGGCACAAAGGUUACAAAAGCAUCCACAAUAUUUGAACUCGGUCUAGAUUCGAUCUCGGUUAUCGAAUUUGCUAAUGAGUUGAAACGUGUCGGAUUCGUAGGAGCUCAUUCUAUGCUCAUACUACAGAAUCCUGCACUUGGUCAGCUUGUUAAAGCUUUGGCGUCAAAAGAAGGAUCGGAUACCACUUCCGAUGAAGCUUCUCUCGUUUCCUCGCAAAGAAUCAGGGCUUUUGCUCAUAGGCAUACAUACACCGCCUGUGAGGCUCUCGGGCUCCCCCAGGAUAGCGUUGAGAGUAUUGCGCCAUGUACUCCAUUGCAGGAAGGAAUGAUCUACCGAGCGCUUGAAAGUGACAAGGGGCUCUAUUUCGCUGCAUUCCGCUAUCAUGUUAAAGAAAGCUUAAAUUGGCCUGCCUUGAAGGAGGCUUGGACUCGAGUAUUGGCCUACACGCAGAUUCUACGCACAAAAUUUGCCUUGACCGCGGAUGGCUACGCCCAAGUAGCUCUAAAAUCGAUGGCCCUGCCUUGGCAAGAGGUAUUCCUUCCCUCUUCCGAGGACAUUGGUGCUGUUUCAAAGCAAUAUUAUUCGGAAUGGCACAGCAACAGCCGCAGCCUGGAGGAGCGCCCGUUCGAGCUUGUGAUUUUCCGGUCGGGCUCUCAGACUUGGAUGUGCAUCCAUAUUUUCCACGCGCUGUAUGAUGGUAUCAGUCUACCUAUGAUACUUGAUAGAGUCCUGCAGGAAUACAAUGGAGAGGAUGGCAUUACUUACGGUCCUCCAUUUCAACAAGUGCUGGCGCUUGGACCGCUCAAGGAGCCAGCCAAAGCUAAAGACUUCUGGACAAGACAUCUGAAACUUUGCAAGUAUCAGGAGUUGCCGCCAAUCAUCUCUCAACCCUCUGCAACCGACUCAUUUGUCUCACGGGACUUUCUAGCUUCCAAGCAAUUGGAAACGGUUAGAAGACGCUUGAAUGUCACAGCACAAUCCUUAAUCCAAGCCUGCUGGGCCACUGUCCUUCAGCGAAUAUUUAAUGCCAAAACCGUCACCUUCGGUCUCGUGGUUUCGGGACGAUCAGCGGCUGAACAGCUUACCACUACAAUAGGACCCUUAUUCAACACUAUCCCGUUCGCCGUUACGUUGGAAGAAUCCGAAAGUGGAGCUAGCCUCGUUCAGAAAUGCCAUAAGCUGAACAUGGAAGCUUUGCAAUACCAGCAUACCCCACUACGCAAUAUUGCCAAAUGGUGCCAAAGAACGCCAGAUCACCCUCUAUUCAAUACUUUGUUUGUUUUCCAAAAAGAAGUUGAUUCUCCGACUGUGCAGCCUGAGUUAUUAUGGACUCCACUUGAGGAUGAGUCGCAAGCUGAUUAUCCAAUUGCUUUGGAAGCCCAUCAGAAAGCCGAUGGGGUUCUCCGGCUCACACUUUCUGCGCAAAAGGAAAUAUCGAACAAUGACACAUCGAUACAACUUCUCAUCGAAUUGGAUGCUGCCAUAGCACGCCUCAUCCAUGACAUGGAUAGCACCGUUUCUCUUUCCCUUUCUAACGGCCAUGCACCAGAGAGAGAUGUCUCUGGGGAAAAUACAACUCAAGAGGAUAAAAAUCUCCUCAAUGGCUCCGCAGCAAACAAUACCUUCCAAUGGAGCCCCACUGCCGAGCAUAUCCGAGGAGAGAUAGCCGAUUUAGCUGGGGUAGAAGCAACAGAUAUUAAUGAGCAUUCCACCAUAUUCGAGCUUGGCCUUGAUAGUAUUGAUGCCAUCAAGCUUUCUUCUCGGCUGAAGCGAAAGGGACUUCAUGUUUCCGUCGGCGAUAUUUUGAAGGCUCUUACAGUUCCAAAAAUAACACAGAAGCUGUCCGGUGCGAUAAUCACAAAUGGAACGGACAAUGGAGCACUCAAGGUCAAUGAAUACCGAAGACUGCUCAUGGAAUAUCUUUCCAGAAACCAGCGAAGCAUUGAGGAUAUUGAAGAUAUUCUACCUAUUACUCCUCUCCAGGAGGCAAUGCUUGCGGAUAUGCUUACCACCGAGUUUUCCACGUAUUUCAACCAUGACGUUCUGGAAAUUGCACCGACAGUGGACGUUCGCCGCCUUCGGAGCUCUUGCGCUGCCGUUGUCCAGAAUUCUCCAAUUCUUAGAACCGCGUUCCUGGAAAUCGACGACCCUGCUAUUCCGGGAACUUACGCACAAAUGAUACAAAGAUCCUCGCCAAAUCCUCGAACUUGUCAGAUGGUCUCUCUUGACGAAGACGAUACAUUUGACAAGAUAUUUGAAUUCAUCAAACGGGAUGUGAUGAAGUGCAUGCAGGAUAUUCCACCCUUCAGGAUCACUGUAGUCACUGGAGCUGAGAAGAAUUAUCUUGUCCUGUCUCUUGCCCAUGCCUUAUAUGAUGGCUGGUCGAUUGGUCUUCUUCAUGAAGACAUUCAUAGGGCAUACCACGAGAGUUAUAACCCUCGGCCGCCUUACAACACACUUAUUGAGGAGAUAGUUGCAGCCUCCGGGGACGAGGCAGAGAAAUUCUGGGCAAACGAGCUCUCCGGAGUGUCACCUACCUGCUUCGGUGAACAGGACAAGCCAAUACGCGAACAAGGAGGACUGUCUCGUGACGAAUGCACUGCAUCUCUCGGUCUUGAGAAGGUACAAUCAUUUUGCAAACAGUUUGGAGUCAACCUGCAGGCGCUUGGUCUGACGUGUUGGUCCAUUGUCCUCGGAAAUCGUCUUCACAAAUUAGACAUAGUAUUCGGUACAGUUCUUUCUGGUCGAAACAGUGAAGAAGCGCAGGAGAUAAUGUUCCCUGCCAUGAAUACUGUUCCGGUCCGUGUUGUGCUUCAUGGAACAGGCAAGGAGAUGGUCCAAUAUCUGCAGGAAACCAGUGCCAAUAUGAUGCAGUAUCAACAUUUUCCAUUGAGGCGUGCGCAGGCCCUUGCAAAGACCGACGGACGGAGAUUGUUUGACAGUCUGUUCAUUUAUCAGAAAGGCUUUGCCGCUGGAAUUAAUGAUGGGACGCUCUAUCAUUCUGUCAAUAGCUUCUCGAAUACUGAGUAUCCCGUCUGCGUCGAAAUGGAGGCGUCAGAGGGUGAUCUAGUUUGGCGAGCAGCGUGCCAAGGGAACUCUUUUGAUGCAGCGUCCACGCGCGAACUUUUGCAAGACCUAGACCAAGCGCUCUUCUCGAUCAUCUCAGAUCCGGAUUCUUCCAUUCUAGAUGUCCAGCAGAACAAAGUCACUCUCUGUGGGCUCUCUCCGUUUACCAUUGAUGACUUUACUGCCGAUCCUCGGCCGGGAAGCUCACCGGCUUUACUCAAGCAGCCUACCAAGAAUACUCACUGGUCUCCAACUGAGAUGACUGUUCGAGAGGUUCUUGCCAGUGUCGCCAGAAUUCCAUCCCAGGAGAUUUCCAAGGAUACCACAAUAUUUCAUUUGGGUCUCGACUCGAUCAGUGCGAUCAAAUUGGCAUCCCAAUUGAAAAAACAUGCCCUGAGAAUCAAGGUUGGAGAUAUACUGAAAGCGGGUACUGUCGAAGGUAUAGCGCGUCUUGCUGGGUCAGAGGGCGCUCCAGAUCUUCAAUUUGACGCAGGCGCCGUUUUGCUGAGAGCGGUUGGGGACGUUCGAGGUCAAGAGGUCGUUGCAGAUUUUGGUUUCCAACAGGAUAACAUCGAACGAAUUGCUCCGGCAACACCAGGACAAAGUUAUUUCCUUACUUCCUGGCAGAAUACAAGAGGUUCGCUGUUCUAUGCAACCUUCAGUUAUAUAAUUCGGAAAGACUUGAGCGCAUGUCGGUUGGAGGAGGCUUGGCAAACUUUGGUUGAUCGCUCGGCACUCUUGCGUUCAACUUUCGUCUCAAGCGGCUCCACCCGUGCUCCUUUCCUGCAGAUCACCUUUAAGUCAUACAAGAACAGCAUUGUGUGGGUUCCAGCUAGCGAUAAGGGCAUCUUCGAAACGCACAGGAAGGUCGACUUUAAACUUCCUCCCGUCACAUUAUUUGCUUACAAGGAUGAUAAUAGAGUCAUACUAAACCUUCAGAUUCACCACGCUCUAUAUGAUGGUGUCAGUCUACCAGCGCUCCUUCGCAGUCUUGAGGUUCUAUGUAAUAAUGUCCACGCUGCGGUUGACCUUCAAGCUGAUAUGGACGACUCUAUCGCUUUCUUCUACCUUGAGGAAGCUCAAGUCAAACGACGCGAGUUCUGGGCAAAUUAUUUGACCGAACAAAACCCCCGCCUCUCUAUAACGAAGCCGCUUGAAGCCCCUCAUAGGACUCAGGUGUUCUGUCCGAAUGUUAUCUCAAAGGUCCAUAUCUUGGAAAGCUUGGUCAGAGAAAACGGGCUGAGCAUUCAGGCUCUCUUCCUGGCUGUCUAUGCGAGGGUCUAUGCUGGCCUGGUUCAGCAUUCUCAACCUGGUGAACCUGCUCAAGUAGUGUUCGGAAUGUACCUUGCGAACAGGUCCCACUGGCUCGAGAAGACUUCGAACAAUGGAGCACCCACGGUCAAUUUCGUGCCCCUGCGUGUUUCUCAUCCAUUAGAUGGAUCCAUAAUGGCAAUGGCACAACAGGUGCAUAAAGACCUUCAAAAUGUUGGCAGUCUCGAGAACUCUGCUGUCUCUCUGUGGGAAAUUUUUGAAUGGACAGGUGUUAAAAUUGACAGCUUUGUCAACUUCCUGAAGCUACCCGGUGCAGACGACAUAAACGGAGUUGAGCCGGACACAGCAAAAGCUGGCAUUUCCAUUGAAGAAUGCAUCCCAUCUUGGAGCGGUGGUACAAAGACUGUUGUCAGGGAUAAUGUGGAAAGAUUCACAGACCCUUUGUUGCUGAAGAACAAUCCUGUCAAGGAAGUCCUUCCGCCUGCAAUAGAUAUUGAAGCCUCGAUCACUGCGGAUUCCCUGGAUGUUGGAAUAUUUGGCUCAACUGAGCUUGUCGAUAUAGAUGAAGCUGAAUCUGCGAUAAAGCAGAUUGGUAACAUACUCAAAGCGGUUCAGGAUACUGGUGAUCAUAACAUGGUAUAGAUUUUUGGAUAGAUCAUGUUUUUUUUUCUUGUUUUUACUUUUUUAUUUCUAGUUUUUGGAUUUUCUCCUGUAAAUACAUUUCUGUAGAGUAUAUCGUUGUUACUAUUAUAGACUUAGGCGCU
Molecule: messenger RNA, 17281 nt
Organism: Xylona heveae TC161
Lineage: Eukaryota; Fungi; Ascomycota; Xylonomycetes; Xylonales; Xylonaceae
Product: nonribosomal peptide synthetase 2
Exons: 15
Coding region: 348-17159 (5603 amino acids)
Biological process (GO): secondary metabolite biosynthetic process; amino acid activation for nonribosomal peptide biosynthetic process
Cellular component (GO): cytoplasm
Molecular function (GO): phosphopantetheine binding; catalytic activity
Source: RefSeq, a predicted model, not a curated record